GCCCCCGGCCCACGACGGCCAUUCUGCAGCGCGCCCGCGCCUCUCCACAUUGAACGCGCCGUGGCUCGUUCGUUCUUCUGGUAUAAAGGCGUUGCCUAGUUUGCCAUUGCAAUUGCAACGAACCUACCCAAAUUCCCCAAAUCCCGAAUCCUUCUGCUCCCGAACUGCCUCGGCCUGGCUGGGGCAGCGUGGGCGCGGCGCGACGUCCUGCCGGCACCAGCCAACUGACGGGCGGCGGCGACGAUGAUGGCCGAGGCAGCGAGAGCGCAGCCGCGGCAGCAGGGCGGUUGGCUGGAUCUACCUGAAGACAUCAUGCACGACAUCCUCCUCCGCCUGCCCCCGAAGUUCGUCGUCCGCUGCCGCGCCGUCUGCAGUUCCUGGCUCCGCCUCGCCUCCGACCGCAGCUUCCUUCUCGCCCACCACCGCCGCCAGCCCUCCCUGCCCCUCGUCUACUUCAUCCUCAACGACGUCGGCGACCCGGAGGUCAGCGAGUACCGGCUCGCGGUCUUCGACCUCCGCGCCGUCGAGUUGCAGACUGUCGUCAGAUUCUCGGGCCACGGCAAUGGGUGGAUGGCCCGUGACCGUGAGAGGAGGCUCGCUCUCCAUGGCUCCUGCGACGGGGUCCUCCUCCUAUCCUCCGACUACCACCUAUUCCUCUGCAACCCGACCACGCGCCACUGGGGUCGCCUCCCACCCCUUCACCGCGACCACACCAUCGCAGGACUCUACUCGCACAGGAUCUCGGACGACUACCGGGUGCUCUACUUCCGGCGCCAUGGAGAUGGAAACUACUACUACUACGUCAUGGCGGCCGGGACCAGGAAGCAGAGGCUGGUCAGUCGUCAGGUAUCCCCAAUACACUCCUCAUGGCACACCUGGUUUGCGCGGCACACACCGCCCGUCCUCCUCCAUGGCAACCUUCACUGGCCCCCUGUCUCGUCAAGACCCGAGUCCAUAGCCGUCUUCGACACGGUCGCCGAAGUGUUCCGGUUGAUGCCUUCUCCCGCCGUCAACGUGAACAACCAGCUCGUCUCGAAUGUGAAGCUGCUUGACAUGGAGGGUGCUCUUGCCAUGUCAAGUAGCUGGAGCGAGACUUAUGGGGAUGACGGGCCCUCGAGGGUUGAUCUGUGGUUUCUGGAGGACUACAAAUCCAAUGUUUGGGUCUGCAAGUACCGCAUUGAGUUGCCGGUGGAAGAUAUCAGCCGUUUCCUUGGAUUGCUCGAUUUGUGGACUGCUGUUGUUGUGUCCCAUGAGGGAGAUGUGCUGGUUGAUCUCAUGAAUCGCCUGCUGGGCUAUGACAGGGAGGGCAAUUCAGUUGCAAAUUUGCCGUGUGAUUGCAGCUUGCUGGAGAUUGGUCCACAUAUGCUUAAGCGGAGCCUUGUUCCUCAUGCAUCGCUUCCGAUGAAGAACCAUAGUCCCAACAAACCACAUUUCGUCUGAUGACUAUUGGAUUGGGAUAUGAUUUCUGUGAGGGUUUUGGUUGUGUGGUCAUGAUAUUGGAUCGUUUCUCUUGAUUUGGAAAAAGAGAGAGAGAGACAUUUUCAUCUCACAUUAAUAUCUCGUCUUGUGCAAAGCUGAUAUGAACCUUAUGUUUCAGAGUUCAGAGUUUCAGACUGUUGGCUGCUCUUGGCAGCAUGAAAGAUAUGAUCAGGGCUUCACUUUUCUUUUUAGUUGCAUGCAUUUUCUGAUUUGACAUUUUAUUAGUAAACACACUUUGUGCUGGAAAUGUUCAGGUUUUACUGUAUAAUUGGGAUAAGGCAAUCUGCCUGCACCACAAUUGGUGUAGUCCUAGGCGAGUAGCUCUGAUACUUCGGUGUAUUAGUGAAAACUGAACCAAUUCUAUGCAUUACUUACACUUCGGUGCAUCAGUCAAAA
Messenger RNA from Sorghum bicolor (sorghum), 1875 nucleotides. Its product is annotated as F-box protein CPR30. The transcript has a single exon. Gene Ontology annotation, molecular function: protein binding. Lineage: Eukaryota; Viridiplantae; Streptophyta; Magnoliopsida; Poales; Poaceae. The record is from RefSeq and is a predicted model, not a curated record. Bases 244 to 1440 code for a protein of 398 amino acids.